ACAGGGAGUUGGUCCGUCCGUUUUGGGCUGGUCUUGAGGGAAAAGGGAAGUUUUGUUGGCUUUUUUGGCGGGAAUAUCGUAACCUGUGACGUCAUGAGGAGCAGACCAGACUUCCAGAGCAUGCAGGGGUGGACUGCGCAUGAUCAGAUCGAUCAGUUGAGGUCGAAACUUUCCCUGAAAGACCGUGACAGACAGGCGUACUAUGAGGCUUCCCGUCGGGCCAUCGCCAAGAACGAGAACCUGGUCCUCGCACUGCACGCCGGGAACAAGGAGCAGAGGGUGGCGCUGGCACAGUCACAGAACCGUGACGAAGAGGUGAUCCACCAGGUGUUCCUGGAACGUAAGACGACCCGGCUGGCCAUGCUCAGGAACACCGCUAAGAAAGCCAUAGACCUGAUGGACCAGAAGGGCUGUGAGGAGGCGAAGCGGUACAACUCCCUGCAGCACCAGCGCAGCAUGUGCGAACAGCGCCUGCGCGACCUGCAGACCCUGUUGGACUCCAUGGAACUGGCGGGGUCAAAGGGACCCAAGGACAUCGAACAGGAACAGGUGAUCCGUCAGCUGGAGAACCGGAUCGACAAGAUGCGGAUCCGGAUCAACACGGCGAAGAACAUCCGCCACACGUACGAGGAGAUCCUGCACUAUCUCAAGGAGGAAAGCCUGGUAUUCCCGGAGAAGCUUGACGCCAUGGAGCUGGCGAUCCGCGCGCAGAACAAGGAGCUGGCGGAGCUGCGGGCCAUCCAGCAGGACGCGCAGCUGUCCAAGGACGUCGCCAAGUCGGAUCUGCAGAAGCAGGAGCAGGCCCACUUCGAGGCGAAGCGCAUGCGCGAGCAGACCCUGAACGAGAAGAAGAAGCAGGUGGAGAAACAGAAGGAGUUCGCGGAGAAGGCCGAGAAACGGGCUCAACGCGCAACCUUCCAUGCCGACGAUCACGCCCAUGACCACCCGGUCUCCCGUCUGUCCAUCUCCAAAAGCGCCGAGCAGAUCCAGACGUACGAGGAGGCGUUCCGGCUGAUCAAGGAGGCGACGGUCGUCUUCGACAUUAACGACAUCGUGUGGCAAUUCCAGAGGCAGGACGGCAUUCCUCAGUAA
This is a messenger RNA of Branchiostoma belcheri (Belcher's lancelet), 1092 nucleotides long. Its product is annotated as coiled-coil domain-containing protein 151-like. Gene Ontology annotation, biological process: cilium movement; outer dynein arm assembly. Lineage: Eukaryota; Metazoa; Chordata; Leptocardii; Amphioxiformes; Branchiostomatidae. Gene Ontology annotation, cellular component: cilium. The coding region runs from base 94 to 1092 and encodes 332 amino acids. The record is from RefSeq and is a predicted model, not a curated record. The transcript is spliced from 10 exons.